This is a messenger RNA of Gastrolobium bilobum, 324 nucleotides long. RefSeq lists its product as uncharacterized. Lineage: Eukaryota; Viridiplantae; Streptophyta; Magnoliopsida; Fabales; Fabaceae. The transcript is spliced from 2 exons. Bases 1 to 324 code for a protein of 107 amino acids. The record is from RefSeq and is a predicted model, not a curated record.
AUGGCUAAAACAGAUGAACAAAACACAACCAGAACAUCGAUUAUGGAGCAGAAGCAUAUGCACCAACUUCACCGAAUUGCAGGGACACCGACCCACAAGCUCUUCCUGAAGAAAUGGCUGAAAGAAGAAGAACUCAUCCAUGGCAGCAUAGUUCUGAAGGAGACCCAAAUAGAGUCUGUCGUGGAUCCAAUCACUGUGCUCUCCCUUGGCAUCAUAUGGGCCAUUAGGUACAAGAGCGAUGUGGAGGUCCAUAUGAAAAAGAUGUUGCAGAGGGAGAAAGAGGAUAAGGGGAUGUUGGGGAAGUGUGUGGAAAAUGAAGUAUAG